Indicator indicator is the source of this 1104-nucleotide messenger RNA. RefSeq names its product heparan sulfate-glucosamine 3-sulfotransferase 2 (gene HS3ST2). Gene Ontology annotation, molecular function: [heparan sulfate]-glucosamine 3-sulfotransferase activity. The record is from RefSeq and is a predicted model, not a curated record. The transcript has 2 exons. The coding region runs from base 1 to 1104 and encodes 367 amino acids. NCBI's taxonomy places the organism in Eukaryota, Metazoa, Chordata, Aves, Piciformes, Indicatoridae.
AUGGCGCAUAGGGCGCCGAGCGGGCGAGCCCCAGCUGCGGCUCCGGCUCCGUCCCGGCGGCUGGCACGGAGGGUCCUGGUGCUCUUUACGCUGUCGCUGUCCUGCUCCUACCUCUGCUACAGCCUCCUCUGCUGCUGCGGCGGCCCCGCCGCCCCCCGUGCCCGCUGCCCGCCCGCCCGCGCCGCCGCCGCCAAGAAACUUCUGCAGAAGCCGCGGCCGUGCGGCCGCACCGGGUCCGCCGAGCCCCCGCCCAGCGCCGCGCCCGCACGCCGCCCGCGGGACCCUUCGGGGCCGCCGGUCGGCAGCCCUCCGGGGCCGGCGCGCCCCGGCACCAAGCGACUGCCGCAGGCCAUCGUGGUGGGCGUCAAGAAGGGAGGGACCCGCGCCGUGCUGGAGUUCAUCCGGGUGCACCCCGACGUGCGCGCCCUAGGCACCGAGCCCCACUUCUUCGACAGGAACUACGACCGCGGGCUCGAGUGGUACAGGAGCCUGAUGCCACGAACGCUGGACAGCCAGAUCACGGUGGAGAAGACCCCCAGCUACUUCGUCACCAAGGAGGCCCCGCGGCGCAUCUUCAACAUGUCUCGGGACACAAAGCUGAUCGUGGUGGUGAGGAACCCGGUGACCAGGGCCAUCUCGGACUACACGCAGACGCUCUCCAAGAAGCCAGACAUCCCCACCUUCGAGGGGCUGACCUUCCGCAACCGCAGCCUGGGGCUGGUGGACACCUCCUGGAACGCCAUCCGCAUCGGGAUGUAUGCUGUGCACCUGGAGAGCUGGCUCCAGUACUUUCCCCUCUCCCAGAUCCACUUUGUCAGUGGGGAGAAGCUGAUCACGGACCCGGCUGGGGAGAUGGGCAAAGUCCAGGACUUCCUGGGCAUCAAACGGGUUAUCACGGACAAGCACUUCUACUUCAACAAGACGAAAGGCUUCCCUUGCCUGAAGAAGUCGGAGAGCAGCGGCUUGCCCCGCUGCCUGGGCAAGUCCAAGGGCAGGACUCACGUGCAGAUAGACCCCGAGGUGAUCGAGCAGCUGCGGGACUUCUACAGACCUUACAACGUCAAGUUCUAUGAAACGGUUGGGCAGGACUUCAGGUGGGAGUGA